UCAAUGCACUUUAACAAACUCACAACACACUUCCCCUCUCAGUUUUGUGCAACACAUGGAAAUGGAGGACCAAAUGGAAAGCCAAAAGAGAAGAGGAAUAAGCAAAGAUCAGUUAAUAUCUGAGAGGACAGGGUCUUUGGGAUGCAUCGGUUGGUUCAUCGUCAUCCUCUCCGGCAUCUUCACAAUUUGCCUCUUCCCCAUCACCAUCUGGUUUUGUCUGAAGAUUGUUCAGGAGUAUGAGCGUGCUGUCAUCUUCAGGCUUGGCCGCAUCACAGACAGGAAGGCAAAAGGACCAGGAAUUUUCUUUGUCCUGCCGUGCACUGAUUCCUUUGUGAAAGUGGAUCUGCGAACAGUUUCAUUUGACAUCCCACCACAAGAGAUCCUGACCAAGGACUCAGUUACAGUUUGCGUGGACGGAGUGGUGUACUUCCGGGUCAGUGACCCCAUCGCCUCUGUGGCCAACGUGUCUAAUGCUGACUUUUCCACCCGCCUGCUGGCACAAACCACCCUCAGAAAUGUUUUGGGCACUAAGAACCUGGCUGAGCUCUUGUCUGACCGUGAGGGCAUCGCUCACAGCAUGCAGUCUAGCCUGGAUGAGGCCACAGAUGACUGGGGCAUCAAGGUGGAACGUGUGGAGAUUAAAGAUGUGAAGCUGCCAGUCCAGCUGCAGAGAGCUAUGGCUGCUGAAGCAGAAGCUGCACGAGAGGCCAGAGCCAAGGUGAUUGCAGCAGAAGGUGAGAUGAACGCAUCUCGUGCCCUGAAGGAGGCGUCCCUCGUGAUCGCAGAGUCUCCGUCAGCCCUGCAGCUUCGCUACCUGCAAACUCUCAACACCAUCGCAGCAGAGAAGAACUCCACCAUCAUCUUCCCUCUGCCCAUGGAUGUCAUGUCUCACUUCAUGAAGAAGUGAUUCCUCAGUGACAUCUCAAUUUGCUGGUCCCCUGAAGUCACUGUUUGAUGUGAUUAGGGUACAUUUCUGCAGCUAUGUGUAAAAUAACUGUCAGGAUGAGAGAUAAUGCCGUUGUUGAAUGGAAGAUAUUUUUUCAGAUGUGUUUAUAUAGUCAAGCUGUGACCAGAACAGGCCUGCUAACCAAUGUGAUUUAGAUUAUUUACAGAAUAGUCAGCAUAGUUUACAUGUCUUUCACAAAUAAUGUUAUGAAACUGGUAUCAUAUUAAGAUUAUAUAAUAAAAAUUGUCUCAUGCAUCAUGAUAUUGUACUUUAUUAUGCAAUGUUGAUCAGCAUAUUUUAAUACAAUAAAAUGCAUAGUAUAUUAA
Seriola dumerili (greater amberjack) is the source of this 1272-nucleotide messenger RNA. RefSeq names its product erythrocyte band 7 integral membrane protein-like (gene stoml3b). NCBI's taxonomy places the organism in Eukaryota, Metazoa, Chordata, Actinopteri, Carangiformes, Carangidae. The coding region runs from base 56 to 907 and encodes 283 amino acids. Gene Ontology annotation, cellular component: plasma membrane. The transcript has 7 exons. The record is from RefSeq and is a predicted model, not a curated record.